Messenger RNA from Lymnaea stagnalis (great pond snail), 18114 nucleotides. NCBI's taxonomy places the organism in Eukaryota, Metazoa, Mollusca, Gastropoda, Lymnaeidae. The record is from the annotation of a GenBank genome assembly.
GUAACCGAUCAUUAAUGAAUCAUGAGCAAAGACUAUUUUUUUACAGAUACGUCAAGAGAAACACAUUUUUGACGCUAAAAUUAUCCAAAUAUCGUAUUAUUAUAAUUCUUAGAAUUAUAACAACAAUUUGCUGCAUUUUGUAAUAUUACAAAUAAAUAGUAAGUAGGUCUAAUUAAUUCUAAUUUAUUUAGAAUUUAUAAUUUAAUUAGUAAAUUAGGUAGAAAAAAAGAGUAGAGUCUAAAACUAAAUAAUACUAAGCCUGGAGGUACUUGUGGGAAAAUAUUCAAAAUUAUAAAGUUAUAGCUUUAAGAGCUAGUUGGUUACAAAGAGGGCCUAAAAAAUGCAAUUCAGAAUUCAUUGAUACCAAAGAAAUGAAUAGGCCAUAGUAUAGUCAUAGUGGUAGGUCAAUUCUAAUACUAAUACUAAUAAAAAAAGUAGCUUUUUUUCUGAAUUAUUUAGGUAAAACUGUGUGUGUUAGUAAUUAAGACAUAUAUCAUAAUAUAUGAUAUAUGAAUGAAAAUAUAAAAGUGAGCAAAAUGAAAAAAACGGACAAAGUUGAGAUAGAUGUUAUCAAGAGCAGUAAAUUGAGGUUAUUUGAGGAAUUAGAGAAGAUAGCCAUUACAAACCAUAUAAUCUUGAUAAACUCCACCAUGGCAGAUCCUAAGACCAGGUGAAAAAUGAGGAGGGUUGGCAUGAGGCCAGCCACCUCACCUGUUAAUAACAAACUGCUAAAGAAACAUCAGCAAGAAAAGCAAUUUUAGCCCUGAUAAGAGAGGGUUCUUCUUCCCCAAGAAGACUUUUGAAACCUUGUGGCUAAAGCCAGGUUAUACUGGAAGCCUCAAAGCCAAGGACCCUCCUUUCAAAGGCAAUUAACAUAGACUAGUGCAGUGGUCGGAAAAUCCAAUGCGGGCCUUUUUAGUGACCUGAGUGCGGCUUGGCCAGCCGGCCACAAAUCCUUUGUGACUCCAUUAAACAUGGUUCUUGACAGUUUCUUGGAAAGAAAUUUGGAUCUCAAAUUUCUUUUAUCGUUCUGCUGUUGAUUUUUGGCUCGUUUGACUAAUGAGUUUGCCGACCACUAGGAUAGUGGAAUAUUAGAACCAUGUAUGAAACAGGGAAAUCAGCACAAGUGGUGGCAGAAAUGAGAACAUACAAACUCACACUGAAACAAGAUGGACACAAGCUAGACAAUGAACUUUGGUCUCAGGAGAAACACUGAUAUACUCAGGGCAUGAGGAGGAAAAUGCUCCACACACACAAGGAGUCGCUUUCAUGAUAACACAGAUGGCACAAGAGGCAUUGAUAUGAUGGGAAGCUUAUAUUCUAAGAAUUAAUACAGCAACUUACUGAACCAAGCAGAAGAAAAUAAAUAUGAAUGUAAUACAGUGCUGUGCACCCACCAACGAUAGUAAGGAAGACAAAAAAAGAAGUUCUCUGCACUACUGACAAAAAACUACAAACAAUACUGGAAAAUUUUAUAGGUAGAGAUCUAAAUAUCUUAAUGGGAGAUCUAAAUGCUAAGGAUGGAAAAAAAACAGUGGAUACGAAGAAAUUAUGGGGCACCAUGGUAUAGGAGAUAGGAAUGAGAACAGUGAAAGACUGGCAGACUUCUGCACAACAAAUGAGCUCGUUAUUGGGGUCAGCAAAUUCCACCAUAAGAAUAUCCACAAGGUAACUUGACAGUAAAACACAAAACCAAAUUUAUCAAAUAUGUAUUAGCAAAAAAUUUAGAAGGUCUCUACAAGAUGUAUGAGCAAAAAAGAGGAGUCAAUGUCACAUCUGAUCACCAUCUUGUUUGGGCAAGACUCAAGCUAAAACUGAAGAAAACUGAAGAGCCAGCUGCUAAAUGACUAAAAUUCAACAUAGCACUUCUAGCAAAUGAGCAGAAAUGAGAGGAAUUCAGUGCUACCUUGAGAAAUAAUUUCCAGGCACUGCAAGACCAAAUAGAUGAUGACCAGAUAGAAUAUAAAUUGCGAAACAUAAAGAUGUCUGUAAAAUCCACUUGCAAAGAGGUUUUAGGACCUUGAAGCAAAAACACAAAGAUUGGCUCUCACUUAACACGCUGCAAAAAAUAAAAGACAGAAAAGAAAUGAAGAUUGUAGUUAACAGCAGCUGCACCAGAGUGGAGAAAACAAAACCACAAGUGAAAUAUAAAGGAGCAAAUCAAAUUGUAAAAAAACAGCAUAAAAAAGAUAAUAAUGCUUACAUAGAUGGUCUAACAUCAACAGCAGAAGAAGCAACCAUGGUCAACAUGCUGUACUCUCUGUUUGAAAAGAUAUGGGAAGAAGAGAGAGUCCCAAAAGAUAUGAAAGAAGGAUACCUCAUUAAGAUACCAAGGAAAGGAUAUCUCAGCAACUGUGCAAACUACAGAGGAAUUACACUUCUGUCUUUACUAGGAAAGGUCUUUAACAGAAUUAUUUUCAAUAGAAUGAAAGGUCAACACGCUGCGACAAGAUCAACAUGCAUGUCCCCUUUCCUAUUCAUCCUUGCCGUUUAAUGGAUAAUAAAAAAAAUUUCAGACAAAUCGAGGAAUGAGAUACAGAGAACACUCUGGGAACAACUGAAUGGCCUAGACUUUGCAGAUGGCAUUGUACUUCUAUUCCACAGCUAGCAACAAAUGCAGGAAAAGACUAAUGAUGUAGCCACCAUUUUAGCACCAUGUAUGUCUCAGUGAUUAAUGUAUGCCUCAGUGAUUAAUUUUUGCCUCAGUGAUUAAUGUAUGCCUCAGGGAUUAAUGUAUGUCUUACUGAUUAAUGUAUGCCUCAGUGAUUGAUGUAUGCCUCAGUGAUUAAUGUAUGCCUCAGUGAUUAAUGUAUGCCUCAGUCAUUGAUGUAUUCCUCAGUAAUUAAUGUGAACCUCAGUGAUUAUUGUAUGCCAAGCAUUAGUCAAGGUUAAAAAAAAGGAUGAAUUAAUGUUAUUUGUUUAUGCUUGGUGUCUCAAUACAUUUCCUGUGGAAGUUAUUCACUUAUUUUUAUUACACUUGUAAAAUAAUUAAAGUUUUUAAAAUGUUUCCUUUUAUUUUGGUGCUAUAGAAUUUUUCUUUGAGGAUUACUAACUCAUUAAAGGAAUCAUGGAGUCGAUUGAGCAACCAUUUGACAGCAUAACACGUAUAGGACAAGAUAUGCCUGAUACUCGUAAGUGUAUACAUUGAUAGCUCAUUUGGCUUAUUACAAGUUUAUUCGUAUAUAAGCUUAAAAGAAUAAUGAUAAGAGCUUAACAUCAUAAUAAUAAAAUUUUAUGUACAAGGAUAAAUUGUUCACUGGUUUAUAAUAAAGUUUAUUUCCAUUUUUUUUAGAGAAUAGAAGCUGCACAAAUGAUACUUAAAACUUGUCAGUUACAAUUUAAUUGUAGAUUCAGUACUUAUGCUGUUGAAAAGAUAACAUAAUUUGUAACUGGCUGUUACUCAAAAAAAAAUAUUUAAAAAAAUUAAUUAUUAAAGAAGGAAACUUAUUAAGAUCCUACUUAAUUGUUUAUUAUACAAGUCUUGUGUGGUUUAAUUUUUUUUUUUAAAUGUAUGUAUUUAAUAUAAUUAUUUAAUAUAAUUAUUUUUUUUUACAGAUGACAAGACUGGCCUCAUUGAUACAGAUGGGCCUUUGAAACAUGUCAGUAAUGGUGACAGCCCAGGAGCAGAGUGCUCUCCCCUUCAUCAACUGAAAACCACCAACAGUAUAUUGUGAGUCAGUUUUAAAUCAUGCCUGACCCUUGGUCUAGAACUAGGAGGAUCCAAUUAAAACACAUUUGUGAUAUCUUUGGUUCUAAUUCUCAUACUCAUAUAUGAAAAUUAUUUCAUUGGUAAUGUAGUGCAUGACAUGGUAUGUGAAAAGGCUGAAGGAUCCUUGUUUUCAUUUGUUUUAUUAAAUUUACAACAUCAAGUGAAUGGAUUGAAUGAAAUCUAGUCACAUACCACUCAUUUAAUGUGCACAAGUUUUAUAUAAUUUUUUAUUUUUAAAAUCCAAAUAGGUAUGGUCCACAAAACAGAGGGCUGCGUAUGAUAAUAAUAACAGCUAUAGUAUUUGCUGUUGCCAUAACUGUGGCUCUGGUGUUGACCAUUUAUCUAGAGCCUAAGCAGGUAUUAACAUUUAUACAGUAUCAACAGUCAAGGUGCAUAAAUCUCCUUCAAUGUUCUUAAUAUAGAUUUUUUAAAAUCAAGUGUGCAUCAAAACGUUUUGCAAUUUCAUCUUAAGUGUUUUCACAUUAAAAGUUGGUAAAUAAAAAUAUAAACUAAUGGUACUAUACAUUAAACAAAAACUAGCUGCUCUAUGCUUGGGGGUCUUAGGUUAACUGUUAUGAUAUUACGUAAGCUGUAAAAUGAUAAAAGGGUUUUCAGCUCUUGAAAAAAAAAAAAAUUUGACCAAGGUUUUACGUCAGUUCAUUUUUAAGCAGGUCAUGGAAUGUUUUUUUUUAGUUUUACAGUGUUUUACAUGCUGCACAGAUUGUAAGUGUUGAUUGAUUGUGAUACUUCUGUCUGAUGACAACUUCUAAGCAAUAGGUUUAAUUUUGAUAUGCCCAGUUUCAUGGUCACGCUGCGGUUGCCUGUGAUGAUGUUCGCUGUAGUGAGAUAGGCUUGCAGGUGUUAAAAGACGGAGGAAAUGCUGUGGAUGCCACUGUGGCUGCUGCAUUCUGUCUUGUAGUUGUCAACCCUGCACAUGCUGGUAUUGGAGGGUAGGAGAUUUUAUCUAACUCGUAGUAAUUCUUUAAAUCAUUAGCUCCUUAUUUACUAUCAUGCCAUUACAAGUAAGACAGAACUUUACUUUGCCAGUCCCAUCCAUAUUGAGUUUUUUUAAAUUAGAAGACUAUUAUUAGCUUUGAACCACAUGAAGAAACCAUCUUUGUUGCUAUAUUGAUGUCAAAUUUUCAUUGUAGUCAAGUCUGGCAAAAAUUCCCGCAUUUACCUUCACGUGGUUGAAAACUGUACAAGACAUUCUCAAUUAUGAAAUUUGCCUGCAUCUGCAAAUACAAAAUAAGCCAGAAAUUAAUUUUCUUGCUUUAUUUAUCCGAACACAAAAUAAAAACUCUGGAUUUUGAAGAAAAAAACCAGAAAAUUUCCUACAAAUCUCAAAUCAGACUUUCAGUGUUGCAAUGGCCUUGACAUUGUAUCACUAAAAGUCAUAUUUGGCAAUAACAAUAGAUUCUUUCUUUAAUCUUAACUUUCCUAGAGGGGGCUUUGCUCUUGUUCAUGACCACAAAUUCAAAAAGUCUUUGGGGUACAACUUCAGAGAGAGAGCACCAUUUAAACUUAACCCUGAACAAGUUUCAAACACAGAUUUUGGAUCGGUGAGUUUGAAACAUGGCCAACAUAAUGUUUAUUGAGUUUCAAUAUUGUAUGGGAUAUAUUAUUUUUUAAAUAUUAAUUACAGUAAGUUAAUUAAUAAUGUAAUUUUUGAGUUUUAUUUUGAAUAUUACUUUAUAUAAUCAAGUUAAGUCUGAUUUUUUAAUCUUAUAAAAUUUCUGAUCCACUUAAUUUAAAGCUUCAAAUUGUGAGUUUAGUACAUUAUUCUCUGAGUUGGAAGUGAAGACUAGUUCAUUAUUAUUUGAGUUGGAACUGAGGUUUAAUUCAUUAUUUUUUUAGUUGGAAGUGAGGUUUAGUUCAUUAUUAUUUGAGUUGGAACUGAGGUUUAGUUCAUUAUUCUUUGAAGUGGAAUGGAACAUUCCUAAAUAUUUUUUAAUGAAAAAUUUUAAUGUUAUAAUUUAUUGUUAUCUUGACCAGAGUGUCCUGUCUGCUGGUGUUCCUGGUCUUGUUAAAGGACUGCGUGAUAUGCAUGAGAAACAUGGUCGGUAAGGAAAUAUUUUUUUUCUGUGACCGACACUUACCGCAGCAUCAGUAAGAAGAGCAAUACACAUAGGCCCAGCCUCUGAUUAACAACUAGGUUGACAAGACUUCAUUUUAGAAUUAGCUUCUUAAGAUUAUAAAUAAACUUAAUAUCGGAACAUGAUGAAUGUUAUUAUUUUAACUGUGAGUUCGGCGUUCAAAAUUGUAUUUUUUACUCUAAAUACAGACUCUGGGUAAAUGCAAAUAUGAAAUUUUGGAUGUUAUAAGAUAUUAAUUAACUUUUUGAUCCAUUCUUGCAAUCUGUUCAUAGCUUUUCAUUUGAAAUAUUUAAAACUAACAUGUUUUGAAAGAUUUAAACAAAAGGAAUUAAAAUUGUUUAUUCAUUAAUUUUUAAUUCUCGAUUGAAAUUACUAUUUAAAAUGUUUCCUCUUUAAAAAAUGUUUCUUAAAAUUCUUUUUUAUUGUAAUUAUUUUUCACGAACAUUUAUCUGAUUUCUUCUCUUAUGGUCUCUCAUAAAUUCAUAGGCUCCAGUGGCCAGAUCUUAUUCAGCCAGCUAUAAAGCUUGCCAGUGGCGGGUUUCUCGUUUCUGAAGAACUUGGUAAUUAUUUAUUACAUCUACUUUAAUUCAAAAUAAAAGAGAUUUCUAGAUAAGAGAAAUUAUAUUAUCAUGUGUACGUUGAUGUCAGUCCAAUUUUUAUGCUCCAGAAAAAAGUCAUGUCCAUGUCUUCCCCUUCUUUGUGUGUCUUUACACAUACUAUGAGUUUACAAAUUAAAUAAAUUCUUAAAAAUACAACAUUUGAAUGUAAAGUUAAAUAAAAUUGUUAAUUAUAACUAACAGCUACAUUUACUUUAUCUUGUCAUAUAUUUAAUUUAUGAUAAUAUUGAGAUGACAAAAAAGAAAAAGACAGCAUUUUAAGAAACUUAAGAAAAUGUCUUCUAUUUCAUGUAUUUUAUUUUUGUACUGUAGCAAGACUUUUAGGUGAAAAUGGUCAAUUUGUUGAUCCAUCUUUGAGAGAGCUUUUCAUGGAUGGAGGUAACCCUAAGGUUUUGAAUGAUACCAUUGUGUGGACAUCCUUAGCGUCAACACUCAGGAGUAUUGCUCAAGAUUCAGACAGUUUGUACAGCGGGUCUCUUAUGGAAAGUGUUAAUGAAGAGGUGAGAAGAAUAUAUAUAAAUCUCAAAAUUGAAUUUAUGACUUUUACUUACAUCAGAGAUAAGCCCAAUUUGAUAAUACAGGGUUGUAGCCAAUCAAUUUACCUAUGUCAGAGGUAACCCAAUUUGAUUUUACUGAGUUGCAGCAGAUCAGAUAUGUUUUUUCGUUUCACCCACUAUAUGAUGUAUGGCAUACAUCUUCUAGACUGUGAUGAUGUGCCAAGACUUGGCAAUUGCCCAAAUGAUCAUUUUCAAAAGCCUGUAGAACAUUAGAAUCACCUUAUCUGUGAAGUUUACAAAUGUAGUGGAAAUUUGUGGUGAAAAAUCUUAUUACUGAUAACAGAAAUUUUAGUGCCAGACUUUACAGUGGUACAGACCGUCUCUUUUAUUUCUCUGUAUUUCACUUUAAAAUGUUGCAAUCUUGCAUGCUGGCGAUUAUUUUUCAAAGCAAACUUACAACGUAAUUAUUUUUUGAGAUAAAUUGCUUCAACUUGCAUGAUUCUGUUUUUUUUUUUUUUUUUUUUUUUUUUAAAUUUUUUUUUUUUUUGGUUUUUGUUUUUUUUUUUUUUUUUUUUUUUCUUUUUAAAAUUCAUUUUUUUCAUGGUCAUAGUAUGUUUUAUUCAGAGCAAGGUUUGUAUUGAGAUCGUGGAAAAUAAAUCUCUCCCUCAUCAGCCGAAUGAAGGAAUUAACUAUUUAGAAAAUGAUGUAAAAUUAUGGGAAUAAAAAAAAACUGUUAUACUGUUAACAAACAGACCAUCUUUUAAAUUUUAUGCUAUCAAAACUGUCAUCAUUCAAACAAAAAAUAUCCUUUGCUGAUUAAAGACAUGCUUACCAGUACACAUUUUAAAAUAUUUCUUUUGGACCUUCAGUAUUAAAAAAUGGGUUUUAAACGAAAAUGAAAUACAAAUUACAUCGUAAAAAGUGAGAAUUAAAAGAAAUUAAAAAGUGAAAAUUAAAAAAUUAGUUACUGUGUCUUAUUGUAAACAUGCAGUUGCUUGUUAGAAGAACAAUACAUAACAAAGGACUCAAACCAGUGUAAUAAUAAAACAAUACCAAAGCAAGUGAAGUUGACAAUAACUAUCUUAUUCACACUAAUAAUUCUGAUAAAUAACUACAAAAAUUCCAUGUACAGAAAUGAGGAAAGGAAAAAUAUAUAUCAACUUACAGCACUUGAAAUGUCUAGCAAAAAAAUGUGGAAAUAGUAAUCAACACACAAGCACAGUGAAAAUAUUAAUCCACACAAGUAAUAAGGAUGGUGAUGAUAUUUAUCCAUACACACAAUGGUAAGUAAUCACAGGCUAUGUCUCUCACUCAAGCCUUGCUAAAGUCUUUCUGAACCACAUUGGACCGUCUUACUCAUAGUUGGGGAAAUAAGCUUCUAGAAAAGGAAUCUUAUAUAGAAAGACACAUGGCAUGUGUGAGCAAAAAUUCUUUCACAACGAGAUACGCAUGUGGCAGGUAAGAGUUUUGCAUGCGAGAGCCCUGCAUCUCAACAACAAUGUUCACAUUCAGCAACACGUUAUAUCUUUCAUAACCAAGGACAUGAAAAUUGUGCAUCUAAAUUAACAAGUUUCAUAAGCAAGCAGGGUGGCUAAAAACGUCACAAAACAUAAGAGGCGUUAGACCCAAGCUGUAAUAUGGAGAAAUAGGAAAUUUCUCAAAGAAUAUAUGGAUUCAAUUAUUUAAAGUUUCUAACGUGACUGUCAAGUGACACAGAAAUUAUGCCAUCACAAUAUGCUUCCUGGGUUUCUCUUCUGAUUUUUUUAAAACAGCGAAAGCUUGUGUUGAGGGUAUCAUUGAAUAUCUUUUGUUAUUUUAUUGUCAACAGAUAUCUCGCGUGGGUGGUGUGCUUUCUGAGGAAGAUUUGAGAAACUACACAGUGCUGACACCUGCUGUGCUUGAGACCAAAUUUAAAGGUAGGUGGACUAGAAACUACACAGUGCUGACACCUGCUGUGCUUGAGACCAAAUUUAAAGGUAGUUUCCCUGUAAGCUUUGGUGUACCAAAUAGAUUUAUUUUAAUUUAGAAUUAGAAGAUUAAGAUGAACGUAUAAUCCUGAGUUUAUGAAAGUUGUCACUGUCACUAUUUACGAAUUGAAUCAUUAUUAAAAUUAUGAAAAUUAAUUUCUGCACGAAAAAAUAACUUGUCUUUAGUGGUUACAUAAUCUUCUCAAAUUAAAACUACUAGAAAGUCAUAUUUAUUAUUAAUUUUUUUUUUCUUCCUUAAGAACUCACAGUAGUGACUUUAGCGCCCCCUGCUGGUGGGGCCCUUGUUGCUCUUAUUUUGAAAAUGGCUGACAAGAUUGGCUGGAAAGACAAUCAGGCCAAUGUCAGCCUGACCUAUCACCAGCUCAUAGAGGUAUUGAAGCACUGAGUCGAUUUAAUAAUGAAAUGCAAUGUCAUGCUUUCUUUGAGUUUAAAUUUUUUAGAGAAAUGUCUUUCAUCUACAACAGGGAUCCCAAAACUUUUCAGCCUGAGGGCCCCAUUAACAAUCAAACAGCAGUUUGGGGGCUGACUACACACUCAAGGUCCAAAUAAAAAAGAAUCAAAACAUGGGCGUUGUUUUUAAUUAUUUAUCUAAGAUUAUUUUAUUCAGUUAUUAUUUAAUAACACAUUGAUACACUACAAAUGAACACCUGUAUUAGUGCCUUUAAAAGCGGCGGCCAAUCUUGGUAGAUACUUGUAAAUUUCCGGGGAUUUUUUCGUAGAAAAAAAGGUCUCCAUGGGCUGGAUGAGAGGGGGUGGCGGGCUGGCGGGCCGCAUCUGGCCAUCGGGCCAUAAGAGACCGUAGUUUGGAGACCCCUGAUCUACAACAAAGGUUCUACAAUUAUAUUUGCACCAGUAUCUUUUGUGUUUUUUUGUAUUAAAUAAACAAGUCGUGCAAUUAUUUUUACAUACAGAUCUACAAGUUUGUGUACGCUCACAGAGCUCUCCUGGGUGACCCUCUGUUCAAUGACGGCAUGGAGAAACUCACCGAAGCCAUUCUAAGUGAUGAAUUUGUGGCAGAGUUGACUGGAAUGAUAAAUGAUAACCAAACCUAUCCUGACCCAAAACAUUAUGGUCCAUUCAGUCCUGGCAAGAGUUCUGGCACAUCCCACCUGUCAGUCAUUGACUCGUCUGAGCUGAUGGUGUCAGCAACAAUGUAAGGAACAAAGCUAAUCUUGACCUUACCUAAUUGACUUCACUUCAAUAUUUGACCACAAUGGAUGACAUAUCUUCUUGACCUCUUAAUUAAAAUUUUAUCUCUUUCACCUAAUCAAUUUUUUGUUGUGCUUGUUUUAAAGAUUAUUGUUUUGUUUUGAUUUUCUGCUUAAAUGUUUACCAAUUUGAGAUUUAGUUACAUCCUUGCAAACCUUCAAUAAUAAGACAUCCACAUUGUAAUUCAUGCUGUCUUUCCCUUCUUCAGAAGUAUGAACUCAAACUUUGGAAGCAAAAUUUACUUGAAAAAUACAGGCAUCUUGUUGAACAAUGUGCUGACUGACUUUGAUCUGACAAACCUGACUGCAGCUGUAAGAGAGUGUUUACUUUGUUCUGUCUUUUUUCAAUAUAGAGAUAUUUGAAAACUCUUAAUAGGCUGAGUUUGUUUCUAUAUUUAGACUGAAAUCACUUCAUGUCAAUGGAAAAAGAAAAUUGCUUCCAGAAAAUAACCAAUAACUUCAAAACUUGUAGACAUAGACUAACUUAUAGCCAUAGAAUAACUUAUAGCCAUAGACUAACUUAUUGCCAUAGACUAAUUUAUAGCCAUAUACCAGCUUAAAAGCCAUCUACUCACUUAUAGCCAUAGAAUCGAUUUUGGUAUCAAUAGCUAUAAAACAUUCUAUGUUCCUCUAAAAAUACAUGUAUCAGCAAAUCCCUUUCAUUAUUAACUCAUCAAAUAUAUUUAUUGAAACACCCCCUCAGUAGCUCAUAAUUGUGUUCCUCUGAAAGCAGCAGUUUAGUAUAAACUCAGGGUAAUAAGGGCAGAGACUGCAAUCAGGUUAGCACAAUAGGAAAUUAGUAGACAAAGUAAGGUUAAACCUGAAAAAAGGAACGCAACAAAACAACAAACGUGUCCCAAAAUUUAAAAAAUAGCACUUAGCUGAGAAGUAGUAUCCAAGAGAGCAGCACACAAAAAAAUAAAAAAUUAAUAAAACAUUAUUUUUUUGAGAAAGUUUUGAAAAAGACUUAAAUUGGUGCAGAGUAUGCUAAUUGUUUUAUCUUCGGUCCAUAAAAAAUUAAGAAAACAAAAUUUGAAGACCUUAUUAGCUUUGUUAAAUUCUAAAUGAAUUAAAGCUCAAAUUUGAUGAGAGUCUUUUAAAGUUAAUGUACUUAAAUUUAAAGCUAAUACACAGUUAAAGAUUCUCAUACGGAAAGAAACAAUUUGGCCAUCUUAAUUUGGCCAUCUCAUUUCUGUUUACAUUGUGUUUUUUUUUUUUAAAAUGUUUGACAUUUUGUUGUCUAUAAUCUAACCAAAAGUAUUCCAACAAUGUUCUCGCAGAAUGGCUUUGCCAGUAACAAACAACCCCAGUCAAGCAUGAGUCCUUCAGUGCUGUACAAUGCUGAACACCCCUGUAACCACAGGCUCAUCAUCGGGGGAUCAGGGGGGAUGAAGAUCACCACAGGUAAUUCAAGUCAUCCAAAUCAGGAAUGAGUAGAGCUAGGUAUUGGGCAGCCUGAAUCGAAAGACAUGACAAUAAGGGAAGAAUGUUUUGUCUAAGAGCCUUCCUCUGCAGACGGACAAAUGAAAAUACGACAGGACAUAAAAACUAAUUAAAAAACUAAAAUGUUUGCCAUUGUUAUUGCUGGAAGUUGGAUUUUCCAAAACCAAGAUGACAGGAAGUAGAAGAAAGAAUGUACUAUUACUUUGAAAAAUAAGAUCUUAACAAACAAAAAUAUUUUUGAGAUACGUAUAAUAGAAGAAAAGAAACAAAAUAUUUUUUUGUCCAGUCUUUCUUUUACAAGCUUCCACAUACCUUGUUCUACCAUUUCCUUCACACAGCUUGAACUCAGUCCUUCAUUUAUUAUCACACAAAUCACAAUGUGAGCAACUUAAAAAUGGAUCAUGGUUGGGGAAUCUGUUGGGGAUGAAGAUCACUACAGGUAACUCGAGUCACACAAAUCAGCCAAUAAGUACCCUGUAACUACAGACUUAUCAUGGGGGGGGGGGGGGGAAAUGAAAAUCACUUCAGGUAACCUUAAUCACACUAAACACUGUACGUGACCCACAAGGAACCACUUUCAGAAUUUGAUCCUUUUGUGUUCUUUUAUUUUUAUAUCAAGUGUGAGGACGUCAUGAAAUCAUUCAUUAACAUUAUGCAGUUUUUUCAUACACAUUCAUUAAGUAUAAGCAGCUUACAAUACAUAAAAUGUAUAAGUCAUGCAGUUCACUAUACAUCUAAUGUAUUAACUCGUGCAUUUCACUGUACAUAUAAUGUAUGAACUCGUGCAGUUCACUUUACAUAUAAUGUAUUAAUUCAUGAAGUUCACUUUACAUCUAAUGUAUGAACUCGUGCAGUUCACUUUACAUAUAAUGUAUUAACUCAUUCAGUUCACUGUACAUGUAAUUUAUAAUCAUUCAUUACUUUUAUGGUAUUUAAUCUGCCUCCCCUGGUUGACUCCCUAAUCAAAUUUUUACUGUACCAUCCCGCCUUAUCCAGGUGUUUCUGAGUCCAUCAUCAAUGCUGUGGUCUUUAAACAAAAUAUAUCCAGUGCCAUCUGCUCACCAAGGGUUCACAAUGAGCUUGUGUCAAACACUUUAUAUGAAGGUAAGAUUUGAGUGGUGAUGGGUGUCCCCUACAGGAUAAUAAUUUAAAGUCAUCCAUGAUCAAAUUUAAUGAUCCUGAACAUUUAAAUUAUGUAUUGAUCAAUGUCCUAUUAAAUUCUGGGUAUAUUUCAGAUCUUUUUACUCUUAAGAUUUUGGGGUACAAUGUACGAUUCUGAGUUGUCUUUUGUGAUUUUUGACCGAAACCCAUCAGAACUAUGAUUUUAAGAGACCGGUUGAAAAUCUAUACCUUCCGGUAGUUUUUUUCCAUUUAAAAUUUUUAUUAUUUUUAAAAAUUAAUUAAAGAGUACAUUUUCUGUUGUUCGUUUUAAAUUGCAUUCUACGUCCAGCAGUGAAUGGAUAGAGAAAUACUAUUGAUGUGGACCAUCUAUAAUUAUUUUAUGUUUUACUUGAGAGGCAAAAGAGUGGUGUUGAUUUAGGAGAUUGUGUGUGUAGGGAUGGGUCUAAAUAUUUGAUUUAUAAAAUUAACACCACCACAUUUUCAUAAUGAUUAAGGGGGAGUAGUUCGAUGGCAGAAAGUACUUGUUGUUGUUGUUGAGCCUUCUCGUCCAUGAGGGGCAUCCACCGAUCAUCGUCGGCGUCUGCGGUUCCUCCAAGGGCAUAGGCCACCUACGAGAGACCUCCAGGCAUCUCUAUCCUGGGCCAGCUUCUCCAGGCUCUUCCAUUCAUGGCCAAUUUUCUUGAUGUCUGUCUCCAAUUCUCGGCGCCAAGUGUUUCUUGGAGGGCCUCUUUUCCGCUUACCCUGUGGGUUCCAUUUCAGGGCUUGCUUUGUUGUGUUAGAAGCAGGUUUUCUUAGUGUAUGACCAAUCCACCUCCACAGCUUCUGGAGAAUCUCUUCCUCAAUGGGCUUCUGUUUUGUCCGCUGCCACAGUUCCUGGUUGCUGAUUUUGUCUGGCCAGUGAAUUCUGAGAAUCCUUCUUAGACAGUUGUUGAUGAAGGACUGGAUUCUGGUCAGGUUUACGGCCGUUGUUCUCCAUGUCUCGGCUCCAUAUAGCAGCACAGGUUUUACCAUAGCGUUAAAAAUCCUUACUUUUAACUUGCUGCCUAAGUUGUUAGAGACCCAAACAUUCUUGAGUUGUUGGAAGGCUGCUCUUGCUUUUCCUAUCCUUAUUUUGACGUCCGCAUCUGUACCACCUUGUUUAUCUACCAUGCUGCCAAGGUAAACAAAACUGUCCACCUCCUCAAGGGCUUCUCCUUCAAGCAUAAUGGGUGAUGUACUGGUGGCAUUAACCUUGAGGAUUUUACUCUUCCCUUUGUGAAUGUUGAGACCCAUGCUAGCAGAAGUGGCUGCGACAAUGUUUGUUUUCUCCUGCAUCUGUUGUUGGGUAUGUGCAAGAAGUGCAAGAUCAUCAGCAAAGUCAAGAUCAUCCAGUUGAUCCCACAAGGUCCAUUGGAUGCCAUUUCUUUUCUGCUGUGUAGAUGUUUUCAUCACCCAGUCAAUGGCUAACAGGAAGAGGAAUGGUGACAGCAAGCAACCUUGUCUCACACCAGUCUUCACCUGGAAAGCAUCUGUCAACUGCUGGCCAUGGAUAACUCGGCAGUUUAUCCCUUCGUACAUGUUUCUGAUUAUAUCAGUAAUCUUCUGUGGCACCCCGUAAUGCCUUAGCAAUCUCCACAGGGUUUGCCUGUCAACACUGUCGAAGGCUUUUUCAUAGUCAACAAAGUUGACAUAGAGCGGCGAGUUCCACUCUAGUGACUGCUCUAGAAUGAUGCGCAGUGUCGCUAUCUGGUCCGUGCAGGAUCUGUUGGUGCGAAAGCCGGCUUGUUCGUCCCGCAACAGAGGGUCUACAGCGUUUUUCAUCCUGUUAAGUAGUACACGGUUGAAAACCUUUCCUGGGAUGGACAGCAGGGUGAUCCCUCUGUAGUUCGAGCAGGAGCUUAAGUCUCCCUUCUUUGGGAUCUUGAUAAGGUAUCCCUCUUUCCAAUCGGAAGGAACUUGCUCCUCUUCCCAUAUCUUCAUAAACAGAGGGUGUAGCAUUUCCACACUGGUUUCCAGGUCCGCCUUCAGUGCCUCUGCUGGGAUGCCAUCAGGUCCCGCAGCCUUUCCAUUUCUGAGUUGUUUAAUGGCCCUGCUAAUCUCUUCUUUGGUGGGACUAUUACAGUCAAUUAGCAGGUCAUUAUCGGCUGGUUGGAUAUCUGGUGGAUUUCUUGGUUCAGGCCUGUUCAGGAGCUCUUCAAAGUGUUCCUUCCAUCUCCCUCUCUGUUGCUCCUCACUUGGUAUGGUGUUUCCCAUUUUGUCCUUCACUGGUCUCUCUACCUUGCUAAAUUUCCCUGACAGCGUCUUAAUGGUAUCAAACAGUUCCCUCAUGUUCCCCUGGUGAGCUGCAUCCUCUGCUUCUUUAGCAAGUUUAUCAACAAAUUCCUUCUUGUCCCUCUUGAUGCUUUUCUUAACUUCCUUAUUUGCAUCUGCAUACUCCUUCUGGGACUUGUUUUUCUGUGCUCGGGUGCGGCUGUUAUUCACUUCUGAUUUCUUUCUUUUCCUUUCUUCUAUUUUAUUCAGCGUACCUGCUGUCAUCCAUUCUUUGUGUGCCUUUUUCCUGUUUCCUAGCACUUCUUGACAUGUUGACUGGACUGUUUCUUUCAUGCUUUGCCACUUUCCUUCGGUGGUUUCAUCUUCAAGUAUUUCUUGUAGGACUUGGAACUUAUUGAAUAGUGAGAUUCUGAAUUCUUCCUUUUUGGCUUGGUCCUUCAGGAGGGAGGUAUUAUACCGAGUCCUGUAUGCUGUUUGCUCGGUAUAAUGUCUCUUUAGUUUUAAUUUCAUCCUGGCCACAAGAAGAUGAUGAUCUGAGGCAAUAUCAGCUCCCCUCUUAACACGUACGUCUUGGAGAGAUCGCCUGAAUUUUUUACAAAUACAUACAUGGUCUAUUUGGUUCAUCGUUCUCAUGUCCGGAGAGACCCAUGUAGCUUUGUGAAUCCUCUUGUGCUGGAAAAUGCUCCCCCCUAUGACCAGGUCAGCUGUGGCACAUAGGUCCGCAAACCUCUCACCAUUGUCGUUCAUCUCGCCUAUCCCUUGCUGUCCCAUAACCUCUUCGUACCCUGUGUUGCUAUUGCCGAUCUUGGCAUUAAAGUCUCCCAUGAGGAUGACGAUGUUCCUCCGUGGGCGAUCCUGGACUAUGGUCAUUACUCUAUUGUAGAAUUCUUCUUUGUCUCCUUCAUCACUUUCAUUAGUUGGUGCGUAGCAUUGUAUAACAUCUAGGUUGAUGCUACGUUUCUUUGUUCGAAAGGUUGCUAAAAGAAUUCUAGGUCCAUGGGCCUCCCAUCCAAUGAGUGCUCCUUGUGCUGCCCUUGAUAGCAUCAUAGCAACACCCAGGGUAUGUGGGGCAUUGUCUUCUUCGUGUCCCGAAAAUAUCACCAUCUCUCCUGAGAUUAAUCUCUUCUGUCCCCAUCCAGUCCAUCUUGCUUCACUAAUUCCGAGAAUGGUGAGCUUAUAGCUCCUCAUCUCAGCGGCUAUUUGUGCCGCUUUACCAGCCUCGUACAUGGUGCGGACAUUCCAAGCGCCAAUGACGGUGGUAGUCCUGGUAGAGAUGAUGGUUGUCGGCUUAAUAGCUUCCAGAUUUCGGCUUUCACUAUUAGGCGUCAUAUUUUCCUCCUCAAGGAAUCCAUCCUCUCCCAGGACUGAAAUGUCUUUUGUUACUCUUUUCGGUGCUUUUGUAACUAUGAUUUUUUACAUGGCAGGGUUGUUGGCCUUGCGCACAACCACUUGGGGGGUUGCCCCUCACAGCUCAAUGGGUAGCUGCCUUUGUUAGGGUUAGGUCCCUAGCCUUUGUGGAUCCCUCCACUUCCUACAAGGCAGUAGGGCUGAUUUUGGUCCACCCCGGGUAUUUUAUUUCCCCGGUACCCUCCAUAUCUGGCGGGCUUUCCCCUAUUCGCCGGCUGGGGAGGCGCUCGAUAGAAGAUCAGCAUCUCCCACGAGCGAAAGUACUUACAUUUUUUAAAAAUUCUACAAUAAUCUUUGUGAAUAUAAGAAAGUCCAAAAAUAGCAUAUUUAUAUCUCGAAUGCUGUAAAAAUAUCACCCAAUAAUUUGUAGUUUCAUAGGAAUUAUCAUCAUGAUGUGGCCAUGUAUUUUCGCAAAUGAACUCGCUAGCUAUACGCAGAUAGUACUCAGUAGUAGAGAUAUUACUGUAAUAUAUAGUAACCAGGUGUUUAACUUGCAUGUAAUGCAUAUUGUAUGCAUGUGAAAUUCUAACAAGUACACUUUCCAAAUAGCAAAUACAUAAACAAAAUAAAAUAAAGGAUUGGGUAAAAAUAAAUAUUACAUGUAUGUAGUUCAUGAAGCGCCAUCUAGUAACUUCUAACAGUAGCUACUCAAGUGGGUUACUGUUUGAACCAUGACUGAAAGUUGUCACCCUUGAUUAAAAGUGGAAUCAAAAAUUCUGAAAAUUUUUCAAUUUUUCACAACGUCCCUGUGGGGAAGCCGCAACAACCUAUCUAAAAAAUGUGCAACACCCCUUCCUCCCCCACCCACCUGGGUGGACCAGUAAAAAGACAAUUUAUUGCGCCCCUUGUCUUUAAGAAGUACAUAGGAUAUUAUGGUUAAAUUCACUAAUGAUAUUAUGCACCUUUCUAAAGACGAUUUUGGCACCUGUCACUCUUUGCCCCAUUGUCAUGGCCCUGCCUGAAGGCAAGGAGCACCCAGGUCUAUGCGGCAUAAAUUCUGGGAACCACUGGCCUCGCCAGUGGUAAAAACCUGUGUCACAUUUUCUUUACUGUAACAUCAUAAACAUAUAAAGAUUAUUGGAUUUUUUUUUUGGGUGGGGGGUUGAAAGCUCAUUGUAACUUACACAAGGUGGGGGUUGACAACAAAAUUAUGUUUGCAAAUAGGGGGGAGAGGGUUAGAAAAUUUAAACUUAAUUGAUAUCUUUAGCAGAUACACGUCUACACAACAAAGUGACCGCAGUUUGCAGUUAACGUCAGUCAUCUACUUUUUACCAUCAGUUCCCUUUUUUGAUGCCAGCUUAACUGGAUUCCAGUGGACACGCGAUGAGAGUAGUUAUUAUAUGCAUAAUGUAUACUUUAUGCUCAUUUAUUAUUAAGAUACCAUAGUGUAAGAUUUUGAGAGGAUGUUGUACUGUUUUGAGUUUGAGGGUCUGAUAUUUAACUAAGACUGUAGUUAAGUUCAUUAGUAUUCUCUUUUUGUUUAGAAGGUUUUGGCAUAUACUUACAAUACCAUGCUUUUCCCUUUGUUUCAGAGGGCAUCAGUAAUGAGAUUUUAGAUGACCUGAGAGCAAAAGGCAACACAAUGGAGCUCCUCCCAGUGUCCAGUUCGUCCAUGGUGACUGGCAUAGAAAAAAGCAAUGAUGAGAUUAGAGCAUAUGCUGACUACCGCAAGUUUGGCGGUGUAGCGGUAUAUUGAUGCUUAUCUAACCUCUUGCCUGAUCUCAAUGAACUGUGUAUAUUUAUAUAUAGCGGUAUUUAGCUAGUCUGUGAACUUCAU